This is a messenger RNA of Amphibalanus amphitrite, 2369 nucleotides long. RefSeq names its product venom serine protease 34-like. Gene Ontology annotation, biological process: proteolysis. The transcript has a single exon. Lineage: Eukaryota; Metazoa; Arthropoda; Thecostraca; Balanomorpha; Balanidae. The coding region runs from base 56 to 1750 and encodes 564 amino acids. Gene Ontology annotation, molecular function: serine-type endopeptidase activity. The record is from RefSeq and is a predicted model, not a curated record.
GUCUGCCCCGCGGUGCUGUCGUCCCAGUCAGCCCUCCGCUCGCCGAGGUCACAGGAUGAAGGUGUGUCAGCUGCUGGUCCUCGGCUGCCUGCUGGCCGGCGCUCUGGCGCUGCCCAGCACACUCCAAGACAAGGAAGGUAGGUACAAAACCGGAAAGCUGUCGGCUGAGAAGCCUAAGUUUGAUGGUAUGCAGCCGAACUUAGAUGGUAUGAAGAAGCCAGCGUCGGAUGACAAGAAGACGGCCCUACUCGGCGACACUGGCACUCCCAGCGUGCGCUCCGGCGCGGUGAGCUGCGGAUCUCACGUUAUCACCGAGGGCUCGUCGGCGGUGAUUGAGUCGCCAAACUACCCGUCCAACUACAACAGUAACGCGUACUGCGCCUAUUCGUUCACCACCGACACCGGUAAGGAGCUCCAGCUGAACUGCGAGACAUUCGAGCUAGAGGGUGGCCAAUGGUGCGAGUUCGACGGGCUGCGGGUUAACGACGUCAUGUACUGCGGCACCAGAAGGCCGUCGGCCGUGGGCGGAUCUAGUCUCGACAUCGUCUUCUUCAGCGACGAAAGCGUCGUCAAAAAGGGCUACCGGUGCACGGUGACGGUGGUGGAGCCGACCGUGGUGCCGGCCGGCUCACAGCUCGGCUGCGGUACUAGCCGACUGGCGCGCGGCAAGUACACCAUCACCGACGGCGACGGCGACUACAGCAACGACGUCGACUGCUACUACCAGCUGUACGCCGACCAGGCCGGCGACCAGCUGUCGGUGACGUGCUCGCAGUUCGACGUCGAGGACGACUCGAGCUGCUCGUUCGACUGGCUGUCUCUGAACGGCAUUAGAUAUUGCAGCACCAGCGGACCGAGUGACGUGGCUGCUAUCGACCGCAUGUCGAUCCACUGGCACACUGACUUCUCGGAGGUGCGGCCGGGCUUCGGGUGUACCGUCACCGUCGGAGAGACGCCGCCGCCCUCCGACGCCUGCGCCUGCGGCCAAGUCAACCGCGCCUCGCGCAUCGUCGGCGGUGAGGAGACCGAGGCCAACGAGUACCCGUGGCAGGCGGCUAUAUAUAGGAUAGACCGAGAGCUUACUUUCUGCGGCGGCACCGUCAUCAACAGUCUCUACGUGCUAACGUCGGCCCGCUGCACGGCCAGGUCGUCGGCCAGCGAUAUCAAGGUCCAACUGCGCAAGCACCUCACCGGCCAGGACGACAACGAGAUCCGAUUCAACGUCGCCCAGAUCAAGGUGCACCCGCACUACGAUCCUCAUCCGGACACACACCACAACGACUUUGCCCUGCUGAGGCUGGCCACGGCCAUCACCUUCCCCGCCGACAAUAAGAUCGCACCCGCCUGCAUGCCGACCGCCUCCAACGACUUUGUCGGCGCCGACGCCAUCGUCACCGGCUUCGGCACCACCUCGCAAGGCGGUCCCAAGCCCGACACGCUGCACGAGGUUACCGUCCCCAUAAUCAGCUACUCUGAAUGCGCGUCGGCCUAUGCUGACAAAAGAAUCAUCACCUCCAGCAUGAUUUGCACCGACAACGCCAACCACAAGGGCUGGUGUGAUGGAGAUCAGGGCGGCCCGCUCGUCAGCCUGGAGAACGACCGCUACUCGCUCGUCGGCGUCGUCUCCCGGUCCAUCGGCUGCGCGACUGAAAAAUACCCGGGCGUGUACGCCAGGGUCACCGACGCGCUCUCGUGGAUUUGGACCAGCGCCGCUGACGGCGAGUACUGCCGCGACCCUGCCGCCAACUGAGGCUGACGGGUGACAACGGCCGCCGGCCCCAUGUCCCCAGGCACCGUCCCAUGUCUAAAGGGGCCGUUCCAUGUCCACAGGUGCCAUCCCAUAUCCACAGGGACCUUCCCAUGUCUAUAGGGAUCAUCUGAUGGCCAUAUGACUAUCCCAUGUCCACAGUGACUGUCCGAUGUCUUAUACAGGGGCCGACGGAUAGGGCCAAUAAGUCCACUGGGUGGAAUAUUGGGUCAUUGGGGGCACUAUGGGGUCUGAGUGAGCUGUCCAGGGUCUUACAUUUUUAGACGAGCGUGCAUUUUCUUAUAUAAGUUUAUCGUUUUAUUUUGUGUUCGCAAUUUCCUUCACAGGGAACACGUCUCUAGCGUAAUACCUUAUUUAUUAUAAGAGAGAGAGAGAGAGAGAGAGAGAGAGAGAGAGAGAGAGAGAGAGAGAGAGAGAGAGAGAGAGAGAGAGAGAGAUACUUUAUUUACAGACCCGUGGUCCACAAAUGGGAAUGAAGGGGAUAUUCACACUUCACACAUGGGGUUAUAAGAGCUGCUAUUAAAAAUCAAGCCAUGUUAUGUGUUGUCUGUUGACCGUCUGUAUUUGAGUGAUGAUUAAAUAAAGAUGCAUUGUUGGGAUA